UUCGUGCUACAAUGUCUCUUGGUGCAUUUGAAAUCAUGACAAGGGUCAUCCGGUUUGACAACCGAGACACAAGACCUGACCGCUGGAGAGACGACAAACUGGCUGCCAUACGAAAAAUCUUGGACAAAUGGGUCGAAAAUCUGCCUAAAAUGUACAACCCAGGCCAAGAAGUUACAGUAGAUGAAUGCCUGGUACCUUUCAGAGGACGCUGUAGCUUCAAGCAGUACAUGCCAAGCAAACCAGCCAGAUAUGGCAUCAAAAUCUGGGCAGCCUGCGAUGCUAAGACCAGUUAUGCAUAUAAUAUGCAAACUUAUACCGGCAAACCAGCUAAUGGGCAGCGGGAAAAAAACCUGGGAAUGCGCGUUGUCCUCGAUAUGUCCGCGGGUCUCCAAGGGCACACUAUCACGUGUGACAAUUAUUUCACGUCGUAUGCCCUUGGCCAGGAGCUCCUGAAGAGAAAACUGGGCAUGCUGGGAACGGUGAGGAGGAACAAGCCUGAGCUCCCAUCCGCGCUUGUGAAAAUAAGGGGCAGAGAGAAAUUCUCUUCAGUGUUUGCAUUUACCAGUACACACACACUUGUGUCUUACUGUCCAAAGAAAAACAAAAAUGUGCUCUUGAUGAGCACAGUUCACAAGGCAGCCACAGUCAGCACAGGGGAAGACAGGAAGCCAGAUGUAAUCCUGGAUUACAACAAGACGAAAGGUGGAGUGGACUGCCUUGACCAGGUAUUUUACAAAAAAAAUUUUUGCAUUGUUUACUCAUUUUCCUAUGACAAAUUGCUUGCAGUUUAUAAUUUGUAA
This is a messenger RNA of Onychostoma macrolepis, 800 nucleotides long. RefSeq names its product piggyBac transposable element-derived protein 4-like. Bases 12 to 800 code for a protein of 262 amino acids. NCBI's taxonomy places the organism in Eukaryota, Metazoa, Chordata, Actinopteri, Cypriniformes, Cyprinidae. The transcript has a single exon. The record is from RefSeq and is a predicted model, not a curated record.